AUGGCGCGUGCAGUUUGUUGCAUGGUCGUCGCUUGCAUCUUCUUGGUGCAAUGCGUUUACUCUGCCAAAUUCGAUGCAGAGAAUCGUCGUCUUAUACUCGAUAUAAACGAUCAAAAGACAACGAAUCAACAAUAUUAUUCCUCUAACUUUGACACAAACGCCUAUCGUUAUGGCUAUGAUGUGGGAAAGACAGGGAACUUCCAUCACGAGACCCGUGGACCCGAUGGCGUCACCUAUGGCUGCUACGGCCUGAUCGAUCCCUACCAUCUGCUCCGUGCCACACACUAUGUGGCCGAUGCCCAUGGCUAUAGGACAGUAGAGCCGGAGAAGCCCGUCGAGACCUUCCCCCCACAUCUGUACAAUGAGACGGAUGGUGGUCCCUCGGCGCCAGGAAUUCUGCUGCAGUGGCACGAACUCUACUUCCCCAUUGGAUGCGGCAAGUUUGCCAACGGCGCCCAGUCGGGUGUGCCCUACUUUGUGGAGAAUGAUUAUAAGAAAAAGGAGGGUAGCAAGGAUGCCAUACCCUCGUUCUCGGUGAACAUUCCGGUACUGAAGGGCUCCGACCAGAAGAGUCUGCCCAUCCACAAGCCAACGGGUCCGCUGGUGCCCCAGGGCACAGGGCUCUUCGGCACCGACAAGGGACACACGCAUCGCGAGUAUCCUGGGGAUCAGGCGCCAUCCUUCCACUCUGUGAACACCCUGCUUCCGGGCAGCAACAAUGAUGGCCAAUACAAGCCGGAUAGCAAUCCUUAUAACCAUGUGGUUGGCUCCAACGGAGGCAACGGCGGAAAUGGCGGCAAUGGCGGCAGCGGCUCAGGAGGCGGCAAUGGCGGCAAUGGAGGAUUCGGUGGCUUUGGACCCAACGGUCCUGGCGGUCCUGGCGGUCCAAACGGACCCAAUGGACCCAAGGGGCCGUUUGGUCCCCCUGGACCCCCAGGACCCUUGGGCCCUGUCGGCGCGGGAGGCGGAGCCUCAGGAAAACCGGUAUACAAGGAUGGAGAUCGCACAGGCCUGGGAUCGGGUCAAUAUAAUGCCAAUGGCGACGCUACUGGUCCCGGCAGCGGCUCCGGUUUCGGCUCUGGCGAUCGCUAUAGCCCUGGCAAUGGCAACGGCGUCGGUGCUGGCGAUCGCUAUAGCACGGGCAGUGGUGCUGGAGUCGGUGCUGGCAGUGGCUAUCGUCCUGGCGAUGAGGGUACCUACACGAGCACCUACACGCACACCGAUACCGGUUUUCCUGGGGCCAUUGGAUACGUAUCAGGCAACGGUAAAUAUAGAGGUGAAGAUGGACGUUACAAAGGUAUUAAUGAUGGCAAAUAUUAUCACGAUGAUUCGGGCAAAUAUGUUCACGUUGAAGGCCCCACCGGUCCGCCAGCACCUCCGUAUGUCCACAUUGUUGGACCCGAGGGCGGCUACGGCGGCGAGGGCGGCAACGGCGGCAAUGGCGACGGCGGCGGUGUAGGACCCAACGGUCCCAACGGCCCUGGAGGACCCAAGGGACCUGGAGGCCCGAAAGGACCACCCGGCCCCAACGGACCACCCGGCCCACCUGGACCACCAGGAAAUCCAGGACCUCCCGGACCCAAUGGACCUACUAGACCCGGACCUAAAGGACCCUUUGGACCUCCCGGCCCACCCGGACCUCAGGGGCCAACCAGGCCAGGACCAUAUGGACCUCCCGGCCCACCCGGCCCCACUCGUCCAGGACCACCAGGGCCACCGGGACCCCAACGCCCAGGACCUCCCGGCCCACCCGGACCCGGUCGCCCUGGCCCACCCGGACCCGACCGCCCGGGACCACCCGGACCCGACCGCCCAGGACCACCGGGGCCACCACCACCAAACGGCAACCGUGUACCGCCCACCGAUCCCAGGCAUUCGGACAAGGACACACCCGGAUACCUGCCGCCAGAUCAACCGGCCAAAGGUCCCGGCUAUCAUUAUUGAGAAGGAUAAUAAGCCACCAGUAACAAUCGCGGCGACACCUGUGUCUGCAACGAUAAGACGCACCACUCAUCGAAAACCACUCAAAGCACCACAAGC
Messenger RNA from Drosophila persimilis, 2040 nucleotides. Its product is annotated as collagen alpha-1(III) chain. The transcript is spliced from 13 exons. The record is from RefSeq and is a predicted model, not a curated record. The coding region runs from base 1 to 1944 and encodes 647 amino acids. NCBI's taxonomy places the organism in Eukaryota, Metazoa, Arthropoda, Insecta, Diptera, Drosophilidae.